Molecule: messenger RNA, 1486 nt
Organism: Dreissena polymorpha
Lineage: Eukaryota; Metazoa; Mollusca; Bivalvia; Myida; Dreissenidae
Product: 5-hydroxytryptamine receptor 2B-like
Exons: 2
Coding region: 108-1331 (407 amino acids)
Biological process (GO): G protein-coupled receptor signaling pathway
Cellular component (GO): membrane
Molecular function (GO): G protein-coupled receptor activity
Source: RefSeq, a predicted model, not a curated record
GCACCGCUAUGUGGAUCUGAUUGAAGAUCAGAUCAUUAACGCUUAUGUGCGCUCGUUAAUGAAACAGCAGAAAAUAUAACUGAUACGUACCCAAAGACAAUCACACGAUGGUAGAAGCAACGACCGAACAUGGUAUAACAUUAUCCAUGAACGCUACUUUGAAUGGGUCGUAUAUUUAUACUGAUGAACUAUAUCCAGGGGAAACACAUACCGAAGAUAAGGGUGGCCGUUUUUCGGACAUUUACAAUACUGGAUUAUACAGCCAAGAAAUACAUGAAUCCUUUUUGAGUAAUCUUGACCGACAUUCAGCAACGUUCUCCGGCGUUCUUGCAAUCUGGACAUGUGCUAUAAAUGCAUUUAUAAUAGUCCUAUGUUCGAUGGGCUCGCCGACAAAACAGGAUGCCAUUUAUGUUCAAAUAAUCAACUUUUGCGUUUCAAACAUUCUCACUGGUAUUUUCAUACUUCCGCUUACGGUUUAUCAGAUCUUACAUGUUUGGGAACUAGGAAAAAUUAUAUGUAGAAUGUUCAUAGUCUCUGACAUUGUACUACCGUUUGUUUCAACAAUUAUUAUAAUCAACAUAACUUUUGAUAGACUGUUGGAUAUAACUCACCCUGUACUGCAUGCGUGGCUGUUCCAAAAGUCACUUUUGAAGGUGAUCGUUUUGACACCCUGGAUAGUAGCAGUUUUAACAGUAAUCCCAGUUUGGACAUCUGGACUCAUGCCACAUGGGCAAGUUGAAUACGGAUGCUAUAUUUUGAUGUCAGAAGAGAGUGGAAUUUUGUGCACAGUACUGACCUAUUUUAUUCCGCUAAUAGUUAUCGUGAUUCUGACAUUCAAACUGAUAUUGUCAAAACUUCAACGAAGAGACGUAACUAACUGUACAACAAACACCAAUAGAAACACGUGUGAUAACAAUCUAAUAGAUAUCGCCGAGGCUACUUCUACAACAAAAACAAACCCUGAGCAUGACCCAAACACCGACAAUUCUCACCUAAGUACGAGUCAUGCUGAUGCGGGCUCGAAACGUGCAACGGCCGGUAACAAACCUGUAGAUAUUGUAACUGUGUGUUCGGUAAAUAUUGUUUACGCCACCAUGUGGUUUCCUUUCCAGUGUGUAAGCCUUGUUUACACCCUGUGUGAGUCGCGUUAUUGCUCUCUGUCGCCGGAGCUUACUCAGGUUGUGACACUCUUGGCCGCAGCCAGUGCAGGGGUGGUGCCCCUUAUAUGGCUUCGCGACCAGACUCUGAAGGGCAAUAUAAAACGCAUCCGUGGCAAACAAAGGACCACGAAGCUUCAAGAUAGCGUUGCUAGUGAGGAGACAUUUGUUUAAAAGACAGAUACAACCGUAUAAUGCAAUGUAAAAUGUAUUAUGUGCAAACCGGCAUUCGAAAAAACUUUAUUUAGAAUCAUGCCUUUGUAUGAGAAGAACAAUUCGUCGUUUGAAGCAAAAAAUGGCGGAAAACUUCAAAAACUUAGCGAAAUCUA